Molecule: messenger RNA, 843 nt
Organism: Leptosia nina
Lineage: Eukaryota; Metazoa; Arthropoda; Insecta; Lepidoptera; Pieridae
Source: the annotation of a GenBank genome assembly
AUGCCGCUCAUACGAUCCGCUAGUAUUAACUUGUUCGUCGAAAUUCUUCUUCGAAUUGCUUUCCUGUCAACUUUUUGCUACAUGGAAUCCAUGACACCGUUUACUCGCGUCAUCCAGCCAUCUGAACUGCAUGACAACUGUAAAUUUCCGCGCCACGACUCAUACGUGCCAACGAGUACACUCUGGAGUAUAGUCUUGUCGGUCCCUUGUGUGCUGUCGUUGCUUGCUUGGGCGUUCUGCAGCGAUUGUAAUGAUGCUUUAGAGUUCCUCCUGGCGUGGUCAUUGUCACUUGGAAUGACCGGUGUUCUGACAGACACUGCAAAACUUAUAGUAGGUCGACCUCGUCCCGAUUUCUUCUACAGAUGCUUUCCAGAUGGCGUGGAAACGCCUGAUCUCAAGUGCACGGGAGACGCAGCCGAUAUUAUGGAGGGUAGAAAGUCUUUUCCCAGCGGACACAGCAGUUUGUCCUUCUGUUCACUCGGUAUUGCGUCGUUGUGGCUCUGCGGACGCCUCGGAGUGCUGUCCCGCGGGAGAGGGUCGGGACUUCGAAUCUCGGUGACAUUAGCGCCGUUAGUUAUAGCGUCCUGCAUCGCGUUGUCGCGCACUUGCGACUACCAUCAUCAUUGGCAAGAUGUCCUAGUCGGUUCCAUUUUAGGUCUUUCGGUGUCAACGUUUUGCUACCGUCAAUACUACAAUCCGCUAACGUCAGACCAGUCCGGGAUUCCGUACAUCGUAUCUGGAUCCAGCUUGAAGUAUUUCAAUGGGAAACCGGAUAUCAGUCCCACUAAGGACACGAGAGAGGAAACAUCGCCGUUGUUGAAGAAGGAGGAUAAGUGGAUAUAA